Messenger RNA from Paramecium octaurelia, 1335 nucleotides. NCBI's taxonomy places the organism in Eukaryota, Ciliophora, Oligohymenophorea, Peniculida, Parameciidae. The record is from the annotation of a GenBank genome assembly.
AUGACGGAUCUAGGUAUAGCUAUUGAGCGCAUGGAACAACUUAAAGAAUCCAUAGACAUUGUAAAAUACAUCAGUUAUUUUAGGGAUAUCUAUGUAUUUGUGCUGCUUUCGUUUUGUUGAUGCAAGUUGGAUUCGCAUUCCUUGAAGGUGGGUGUCUUCGCUAUAAGGACAUGCAAAGUAUUAUGCUCAAAAUAUUUAUGAACACUUGUGUUACUGUUGUAAUAUGGUGGCUAGUUGGGUAUGGAAUAGCUUUUGGAAACGAUUCAAAAGAAUUCGUUGGAUCAUCUGUUUAUAUCGGAUUUGAUAUGAAAAACUCUAAACAUUUGGCAGAGUUUGCAUUUUAAACAGCUGUUGCCUCUGCCGCUACAAGCAUAGUUUCAGGAGGCGCAGCUGGUCGAAUGACUUAUAUUGGAUAUUUUAUACUAUCCGUAGUGUUUUCUUCAGUUAUAUACCCAUUUUGUGCUCAUUGGGGAUUCGGAAAUGGUUGGUUAAUGAAAUUAGGAUAUCAUGAUUAUGCUGGCAGUGGUACCAUUCAUGCUUCAGCUGGCAUGGGGGCUUUAAUGACAACCAUGUUAUUAAAACCAAGAAAUCAAAGAUUCAAUCCAAAGUAUUCAGAACACUUUGAACCUAACAAUCCAAUCUACAUCACUUUAGCUUGUCUUUCUCUAUGGGUGUGUUGGUGUUUCUUUAAUGGUGGAUCCUCAUUAGGCAUUGCCAAUGGAGCUAGUGUUUUUAUGAGUCGUGCUAUCAUGAAUACUUUCAUUGCAGGAGCUUCUGGUGCUUUAACUGUUUUCUUUAUUUUCUAUUUAAUGAACAUUGAUCAAGGCAACAAAUAUUCCUUAGUCAUGAUAUGUAACGGCAAUCUGGCUGGGUUAGUUGCCAUCACUGGGUACACUAAUUUUCUUAUCAUCCUAGUCCAUGUGACAAUGUUGAUGCGUGGGCAGCAUUUGUAAUUGGAAUCUUGGGAGGCAUGAUGAUGGUCUUUGCAAAUAGAGUCCUAUUCAAUCUAUAGAUAGAUGAUCCUGUUGAUGCUAUUUCAAUUCACUUUGUAGAUAUUUUUAUCUUAUUCAGGCAUGUGGAAUGUUGGGAGCCAAUUUAGUUUCAUGGUUUGAUAUGGAUACAGGAAUUGUCUAUGGCAAAGGAGGCUAUUAGUUUGCAGUUUAGAUGUUAGGAUCCUUUAUUUACAUUGGAUGGUCUGCAAUCAUUCAUUUAAUAACUCUUUUAUUUAUUGAAAAAAUAGGUUACUUACGAGUUUCAAUAGAAGAAGAACAUGAAGGAUUAGAUCCUGCCACAAUGGGAUGUUGUGCUUACGAAAUGGUUGAAUUAUAAUAAUGA